CUCAUUUCUCUCUUGCACAAGUUAAAAUUGCGACCUUGGGCUAAGGUCAAUUUAGUUUUUAUAUUUUUCUGUUUGUUUUAUACCUGUUCACGCAUCUUCGGUGGCAGGGACGUCACGUCUUUCAAAUCUCAUUAUUUUAGUACUCACUAAUUUCACUUGUCCAAUGUAAGUGCCUGUCUAACAACGGCAACAAACACCUACCUUGUCGGUGUCUAUUGUUUUGGUUCAAUAUCACAGAAUAAUGAGUCACUCAACUGCCUACUUUUUGGUUGGUCAAAGUUAUGUCUAUGUGCCACCCAAGAAUACCGCACCACAAAAAAUGUUCGGAUACUUAUUUCAUUUUGUCCUGGCAACAAUUUUAAGUACUGGCUUGACGGAUGCUAAUAAGAGUGUGUAUAACCAACUAGAUGAUUCUGCUGCAUUUCAAGAUGAACAGUUUCUUCCUUCUGGAUCUAUUUUCUUAGAGUCAUCAUUACCCGAUGAUAUUAUCUUGGAUGAUACUUGGCGAUAUAGACCAUUUCCAGGCAUACAAGUGCCCGUUGUCCGAUCACCGUAUCCAACUUUUGGAUCACCUUGGCCAUUACCACAGUUUUGGUCAUCAUCGUUUUGUUAUUAUAAUCUGGAUUCGGAAAACUUCAAUUUCAAGUUAAACAAGAUUUCAAAUGAUAUUUUGAAAUCGGCCAUAAAUCGAUAUACAUAUAUCAUACAAAACAAACUUGGCUUCGGUAUCUAUCCAAAAAUUUGGCAACAUGAUGAUUACAAAUUACCCACCUAUAAUUUUAAAAAUUAUCAGUUAGAAUGCAGAAGAAAUGCUGGGAAAAGUCAUCAGUAUGACAGUAACACAGGUAAAAAUACCUAUAAGAGCAACAUAAUGAGAAGAAAGAAUCAUAUGCCAUUUGUUUCACACCGUCCCUAUACUUCCUACCGUCAGUAUAUUUCAGGACAAAUAAGUCGAUUGAUCAAAAAAUACAAGUUAUCUUCAUUGAUUAUGCCAUAUACUGGGAGUCAAAAGUUUGCUUUAUUACAUGUUAUAAAAUCUGGUUCAUCCUGGCCUCAUAUUGAUAUGGAUGAAUCGUAUAUUUUGGGUGUUUCAGAAGACGGGAUUCUUAUCGUCGCUAACGAAACCUGGGGUGCUUUAAGAGCUUUAGAAACUUUGAGUCAGUUGAUGUGGACGUCAGGAGAUCAGUCAUAUGUUUUUAUUAACGAAACUUACAUUGAAGAUUUUCCACGAUUCAAACACCGUGGGCUAAUGCUUGACACUUCUAGGCACUAUAUGAGUAAAUCUGUUAUCCUGUUAAACUUGGAGGCCAUGAGUUACAAUAAACUGAAUGUCUUUCAUUGGCAUAUUGUGGAUGACCAGUCAUUUCCAUAUCAAAGUCAUGCAUUUCCUGAGCUUUCAGCCAAAGGUGCCUAUCGAGAAGAUUUGGUCUAUACUUCAAAAGAUAUUAGUGAAAUUUUGGAAUUUGCGCGAUUUCGUGGUAUUCGAGUAAUUCCUGAAUUUGACAUACCAGGCCAUACUCGAAGUGUUUCUUUAUCACAUCCAGAAAUUAUGUCACAGUGUUCUCAAAAGACGGGGUAUUUCGGCCCACUUAAUCCAGCUUUGAACAGAACAUAUACAUUUUUGGAGAAACUAUUCAAUGAAGUUUUUAGCUUAUUCGUAGAUGAAUACAUACAUCUAGGUGGUGAUGAGGUGGAAACUGUAUGUUGGAAAAGUGAUCCUCACAUCAUGCAAAGUGAACAAUAUUCUACUCAAUUCAGUCCUACAUUUUGGAACAAUUACUUUUGGAGGCAGGUACAGAAUUUAGUUACUAGAAUCGGUAACAGUAAUCCUGAUUUAAGGCGGAAUUUAAUUGUAUGGCAAGAUGUAUUGAAUCAUGUCACUGAGGUUAAGAAGACAUCAUUGAUACAGGUUUGGAGUACUUCACCAACUUCAUAUUUAUCUCAAGGACAUAAUAUUGUAUACUCCACCUGUUGGUAUUUAGAUUCACUCAAUGAUAUAAAACGCUGGACAGAUUUCUAUUUGUGCGAUCCCGCUAAUGAUGCUCCGAUAAAUACUCAACAGCAGAUUUUCGGUGGUGAAGCUUGUAUGUGGAGUGAAUACCAGUCGGACUAUACAGUCCUAUUGAGAAUAUGGCCGACUACAAGUGCUGUUGCAGAACGCCUCUGGAGUCCUCGGGAUACAGUUGACUUGGUUUAUGCUGGUCCACGUAUUGAAGAACAAAGAUGUCGUUUAAUUAACCGUGGUAUACCGGCUGGUGUUCUCCUAGGUCCAGGCUAUUGUGAAGGGCGUAAGCCACAAAUAUCACCAUGGGAUGUCAAUGAAAUUGUUUUGGAUGAGCAUAAAAACAUUAAACCUGGUAUUAAAUGGAAUCCGCAUAGUAAUAGUUAUGAUUAUGAUGUGAAUAAUAAUAAUAAUAAUGGUAAUAAUGAUAAUUGUCAUACAACUACAAGUAUCGAUACUUUUCAUCUGUGGAAUAGUGGUAUAGAUCUGCUAAUCGGUAUUUUCAUUGGUAUUAUAAUCACUUUUUUAUUGCGUAAUCGUAAUUUUUCUCUAUUUCGAAAAUUCAGUCGUACUGUAAUCCCGAAAUAUGCAGUAUUUUUGAUCAUUUCCACUAUUUUAGUAUUGAUGAUUUGCCUUGAUCGUAAAUAUUCUACAUUUUCAACUGUUUGGAAUGGGUAUUAUUAUCCACAUCAUUAUGACAGUAAUAUUAAUCAUAAUAUAAUGAAAGAUAGAGGCUAUCACAGACGUCGUGGCUAUAAUCCAACAAGUUAGUUAGUUGGUUAGUUAGUCAGUUAGUUAGUUGUGUGUCUCUUUCUUCGAGUGUUUGUAUUUACUUUUUCUUCGUUUAUGUAUUUAUUUUACUUCUGGAUGUUCUUUCGUCAGAUGCGCAUGCCCUUAUAUACUGACUUCAUUUUUGUUUUUUGUUUUUUUGUAAAUAUACUUCUGCGGACAAUUUAAAUUUACAAAUUGUGAUGCUUCUACUAAUCCCUUCCUUUAUUUUGUCCCUAUUUUUUCCUUCUUGUUGAGUAUAUUUAUAAGUUUUAAUAUCUUAAUUAUUAAGUAGUAUGAUUAAUGCAACUGAAAAAGUUUAUUUUAAUGAACAAGUCAGAUAGGUGCUUAUUUUUCCCCCGGAUAUUCAACAUUUUUCUUAUUGCUGUGAAUGUUGUUCUGUUUUUUAUUUGUUGUUGUCGAAGAUGUGAGAUUACACCUUUUUCUUCCCAUGUAAUAUUCUCUCUACUACCUAGUAGACUUUAAAGUAAAUCUGAUUGUCCAUGCUAACCAUAUCCUUGUUAUUAUUAUGAUUAUUUUUCGUUGAUAUAUAUAUAUAUAUAUAUAUAUAUAUUCUCCUUGUUUUACUUUCCCCAACUAUUUCCAAGAAAAGACUAGUUUUUUUUAAUCGUAUGCUUAUUUGCAGAAAAUUGAAUCUCUUAUCUUGUUUUUAUGACUAUUUAUGAAUUGAUUGAACAAAUAUGAACCAGUGUAUGUUCUGCUGGGUUUUUAUUUUUAUUUUCAUUUUAUUCAAUGUUGUGUUUGGUUCUACUUGUGGUUGGUUGAUGAUGUAUCUUAUAUUUCAUAUACCCUUAGGCGAAGGACAAUAAUCAGCCACCAGCUGUUGUGGUUUUGUCCUCGUUGUUGUUGUUGUCUUGUCGCUUUCACACGUCCAUUACAAAUUUUCUUUGAUAAAUAAGUCAGUUAUUUAAAUGACUUUUUUUUUAAAAAAAAAAUGUACUUUUUAUGUCGCUGUCAUCAAAAUAUUACCUUUAUUGUUACAUUUUCCCUUGUUUUGUUUUUUUUUUCUCCCUAGUUUAUUCCCUAUACUUUCAUCAGUAUAAAUUUGCAGAUUUAUAGAUUGAAAAAAUUGGGCAUUUUCUUGUUUUACUGAUUAAUAUAUUUAUUAUAAAAUCAGGAGAUUGUGUGCUUGGAAGUGUUCCAUGUUGAACUAUUUAUCUUUUCGUCUUGAUAUAAUAUAAUAUAAGUGAAUGUAUAACUCAUAGUGGAUAUGUAACACUAUUUUCUUUGAAAACUUUCCUUAAACUAUUAUAUGAAAGGUUAAAAAAAGAAAAGAAAAGAGAAAUGUGUCUACAUUAGGACAAUUCCUUGAAAUGCUGCUUUUUUGUUUGUUGUUGAUACACUGUUUCAUUGUUUUGAACAUUGAUUGCGUUUUUUGAGAUACAGUGCACCAGUAGUUCAGUUUUCAUUUCGAUAGCUUUUAGUAGGAGGUUAGGUGAACCUAAGAUUAGCCUACCUAAUGAACUGAUGUCAGAUAAGAGAUGUUUGAGGAGAAUAUAUUUGUUUCACAUUUGAUUUCUGAGAUUGAGGCUCUCGUGAACCGUGUGUUUCCCAAAUUUGAACAGAAAUUAUGAAUCCAUAGAUAAUGCGACAUCUAGAUUGUGUGCUGUAUGGUAGUCAUUAACACCCUUUUUCAAUCGUUGUUAACACGAAGGUUUCAACAAAUAUCACAGAAUGCUGAGGUGACUUUGCUACGACUGACUUGAUUACGUUGAACUUUCUACAAAAGUGCAUCAGUUCAAAUCACCACACUUCGGAAAGCAAACAAGAAAAUAAAUGCAAUACAACUGCAAUAGAAGAGUUGAAACAACACGACAAAGAAGAAUUCGAUGGAGAAGACUAUUAAGGAUUUCCACAAACUGUGGAGGCUAACAAGGAGUGGAUGCAUACAUUUGGGAGAUUGGAAAUGAAAUUGAGUCAUUCCACAACCAUUGAUUCCCAUCA
Molecule: messenger RNA, 4735 nt
Organism: Trichobilharzia regenti
Lineage: Eukaryota; Metazoa; Platyhelminthes; Trematoda; Strigeidida; Schistosomatidae
Source: the annotation of a GenBank genome assembly